Molecule: messenger RNA, 4596 nt
Organism: Pleuronectes platessa (European plaice)
Lineage: Eukaryota; Metazoa; Chordata; Actinopteri; Pleuronectiformes; Pleuronectidae
Gene: atp6v0a2b
Product: ATPase H+ transporting V0 subunit a2b
Exons: 20
Coding region: 516-3065 (849 amino acids)
Biological process (GO): vacuolar acidification; proton transmembrane transport
Cellular component (GO): plasma membrane; vacuolar proton-transporting V-type ATPase complex; vacuolar proton-transporting V-type ATPase, V0 domain
Molecular function (GO): ATPase binding; proton-transporting ATPase activity, rotational mechanism
Source: RefSeq, a predicted model, not a curated record
CUGCUGCCUUCAGACAGCGCUGAGGGCUGAGAGCCGGGCCGCAGUGCGCAGACUCCAGCGGGCUGCGCUCAUUGGUGCAGAGCUCGGUCUGUGCUGGGGAAGUUGAUCGUAUGCAACAGUGUGAGGUGAAGUGACGUGGAGGAGUCGGGCACACAACCGUAGGACGGUUUGUCAAAGUUCACAGACCCGGAGCAGAGCGCUGAGCACAGCUGUGGACAUGCGACCCCGGCGGCUUUAGCGGCGGCGACCUCACGUUUCCACCUCCGGCCGUGACGAGCCGAGUUUUUCCUCCAGGUGACGGCGGCUCUUUUUGGCUGGUUAGCUUCCACAUUAGCCUCCAGGAGCAGCCCGUGAACUCUGGCUGUGUGAAGUCAGACACCGUCACCGGACGCUAAACAUGAAAAAGACCAAGAAAGACUCGACUGGCCGCCGCUGACGUUGCUCAAACCGCAGUAGUUCGCUUGUUAGCAUUAGCCCGCCGGCUGAGCAGGGACACUCCACAGCCAAGUGUCACGAUGAGCUCCCUGCUGCGAGGCGAGGAGAUGUGUCUGGCCCAGCUCUUCCUGCAGUCCGGGUCCGCAUACGACUGCAUCAGUGAGCUGGGGGAGCUGGGACUGGCGGAGUUCAGAGACCUCAAUCCCAGUGUUAACACGUUCCAGCGAAAACAUGUCAACGAGAUCAAAAAAUGUGAAGAAAUGGAGAGGAUUCUUGGAUACCUUCUGAGGGAAAUUAAGAAAGCAGACAUUUCACUGCCAGAACGAGAUGUGAACCCAGUGGCUCCCUUACCGAAGCACAUCAUGGCUAUAAUGGAGCAGCUACAGAGACUAGAAGUGGAGCUGGGGGAAGUCACAAGGAAUAAAGAGAAGCUGCAGAAGAAUCUACUGGAGCUGAUAGAGUACACACACAUGCUGCACGUCACCCGCAGCUUUGUACAGAGAACGUGUGAGCGAGAGCCCCUGCAAGUGCAGUAUGAGGAGUUCCCCUUCCUAGAAAAAGACACGGUGAUGGAUUACAAUAGCAUGCAGAGGCUCGGAGCCAAACUGGGUUUCAUCUCUGGGCUUAUUCAGAGGGUAAAGAUCGAAGCCUUUGAGCGGAUGCUGUGGAGAGUCUGUAAAGGCUACACCAUCCUCAGCUACUCUGAGGUCGAGGAAUAUCUGGAAGAUCCUGAAACAGGAGAGCCAACCAAAAGGAUGGUGUUUCUGAUCUCUUACUGGGGAGACCAAAUUGGCCAGAAAGUAAAAAAGAUCUGUGACUGCUACCACUGUCACCUGUAUCCCUAUCCCACGAGCAAUGAUGAGAGGAAUGAUGUCGUAGAAGGACUUAAAACUCGCAUUCAGGACCUGCACACAGUACUUCAUAGGACAGAGGACUACCUGAGACAGGUCUCGAUCAAGGCUUCAGAAUCUGUGUACACCUGGGUCAUCCAGGUCAAGAAGAUUAAAGCCAUCUACUACAUUCUGAACCUGUGUAGUUUUGAUGUUACGAACAAGUGUCUGAUUGCUGAGGUGUGGUGUCCGGUCAACGACAUUCCCACCCUGCGGAGGGCCCUGGAAGAUGGAUCGAGAAAAAGUGGAGCGACAGUUCCUUCCUUUGUCAAUCGCAUCCCCACCAGCGACACUCCCCCCACCCUUUUUAGGACCAACAAAUUUACCUCUGGCUUCCAGAACAUUGUAGAUGCCUACGGAGUGGGAACUUACCGGGAGGUUAACCCUGCUCCGUUCACAAUCAUCACGUUCCCAUUCCUGUUUGCUGUGAUGUUCGGGGAUCUGGGUCACGGACUCAUCAUGGCUCUCUUUGCUUUCUGGAUGGUGCUGUACGAGAACAACCGCAAACUUAAAAACACCAGGAAUGAGAUCUGGAACACAUUCUUUGAGGGCCGUUAUAUCAUCCUGAUGAUGGGCCUGUUCUCCAUCUACACUGGUCUGAUAUACAAUGACUGCUUCUCAAAGUCCCUGAACAUCUUUGGUUCUGGAUGGAGUGUGAAGGCCAUGUUCACAGCGGAAGUGUGGAAGCCCGAAGAUCUCACUGGGAACAAGUUUCUUACUCUGGAUCCAAAUAUUACAGGCGUUUUCAAAGGACCAUAUCCGCUGGGAAUCGACCCGAUCUGGAACCUGGCCUCCAACCGUCUAACAUUUCUGAACUCCUACAAGAUGAAGAUGUCAGUGAUAUUGGGCGUCAUACACAUGAGCUUUGGGGUCAUUCUCAGCACUUACAAUCACUUGCACUUUAGGAAAAAGUACAACCUCUACUUGGUAUUUCUGCCUGAGCUGCUGUUCCUGCUGUGUCUGUUUGGCUACCUGGUGUUCAUGAUUUUCUACAAGUGGCUGGUAUUCUCUGCAAAGGACUCCAGAAAUGCCCCGAGCAUCCUCAUCCACUUUAUUAAUAUGUUCCUCAUGCAGGGUGACACAGUGUCGCCCCUCUACCCAGGACAGGCUGGCCUGCAGGUAUUUCUUGUUGUCAUUGCUGUUCUCUCAGUGCCUGUUCUACUCCUGGGCAAACCCAUCUACCUUUAUUGGGUUCACAAUGGAAGCCACCGACUAGGAAUGUACAGGGGAUACGAGCGUGUGCGGCGUAACAGUGAGGAGGAGCUAUACCUGAUGAGGGCUCAUGACAUGGAGGAGGGCAGCAGUCACAGUGAUCUCUCCACAAGUACAGAGCACAAGAAAGAAGAGUUUGACUUUGCAGAUGAGUUCCUGCAUCAGGCCAUCCACACUAUAGAGUAUUGCCUGGGAUGCGUCUCAAACACAGCCUCCUAUCUAAGACUCUGGGCUCUGAGCCUGGCACAUGCCCAGCUGUCAGAGGUGCUGUGGGCCAUGGUGAUGCGAGUAGGACUUCGAACGGACACCCGUAUUGGAGUUUUAUUCCUGGUGCCUGUGUUCGGCCUGUUUGCCGUUCUCACUGUGUCCAUCCUCCUGAUAAUGGAGAGUUUGUCUGCGUUCCUUCAUGCACUCCGGCUGCACUGGGUGGAGUUUCAGAAUAAGUUUUACGGUGGGACUGGAGUCAAGUUUUGCCCCUUCACUUUCUCUCUUCUGCCCUCCAGCUUUGAGCAUGAUGGCUUAAUGUGAAAGGACUACCUGGUAAUACUGUGGAUUUGGUACCAGAACCAAAACGAGCAAACACGGUUCUGUGCUCAUACAGACAUGUUCCAAUGAUCUCAUGAAGUGAUUCAGACUUUUCUUUUCUUUUUUAAUUAGUUAGUAAGGACAUCUUGUGCUGAGCCUCACAAACUGUGGAUUUCCUGGAAAACGGACAGCCUGGGCAGAAUGUAUUGUUGAGAAAAUACAGAUUUCCUAUUACAAAUUUAUAUAACAGGGGCACUUUGGUCCUGGAUCAGUAUGCGUCACUGUUGAAGUGUGAGUGUCAAAUGUAUAAUGCAAUUAGUAUUUUGAAAACCAUCAAUUUUCUUUUGAGUUAUUAUUGGUUUUUCAUCAACAGUUGUUCACAUCAGUUGUAUGGAGAAACACAUCCCUCAAACUUAGAAUGAUCAACAACAUGUGAUUUUAGUAUGAGAUAACUUAGUUAAGAUAACAGUAAUAGGUAAAUGGUUGGCCCCGAGGUUUGGCACACUUGUCCGGAUACUCUUUUGGUCCUCUCAUGGGAUUUACUGAUUAACCAAGAUAAAAGAAUAUCUUCUCUUUAUUUAUUUCUGGGUUCUUCAGUUUCUUUUACAACCUGUUGUUUUUGAUAAUUAAUUCAGCAUAAUUUUGUACCUUAAUUCUAGUAUUUUCAAUCUAGUUUGGGCUGAUCUGGUUUCGAUACACUAGGCAGAGGGCCUCCUAACAGACACAUAGUUCUUCAACUCUUAGGUGCACUGAUUGCCUUAUCUAAGUACAACCAAAUGACUGUAUCAUUCUUCAGAUUCCUCUCGUAUUCCUACUUUGUGGUACCAAAACACUGCAAAGUAUUUUUGACUUUUUAGUAUUGAAAAGUGCUGAGGUGUAUAUACUUUUGCAGAAUUUGUCUUUUUUAAUUUAUUUUAAAAUGUUGCAUCAGAAUUAAAGAUGAUUAUUAAUGUCAAGAGAUUUUUACUUUUAUGCAUUCACAGUGUUGCCUACGCAUCCACCUGUAUAUUUUUAACAUUCCAUGCAUGAAAAACUAAAAUCAUUGAUUAUUUGACCCAGCUCUGCUUGUUAGAGGUCACCUACUAUGAAGGAUCUUCUAUACAUAAUCAACAAGCUGAUUGGUUAUUAGAAGAUUGAAUGGUAGACUGGUAUUUUCUAAUUUUGUGAAUUUGUAAGUAUUAUAUAGAAGUGGUAUGGGGGUUUUUCCUAAGCGAGGGAGACUAAAUGUUAUUGUUUAAUUGUUGACCGGCACUUUUGUAAUGGCAAUAAAAUUUGCUUAAGUAAAGUGCUGCCAUGUGUUUAAAGGUCAUGACCUUUAGUAGCAAGUUCUAAAAUGGAUAAAAUAUGGUGUUGUCUCAAUUAUUGGGCCAAGAGAUGUUUGCCUUAAUUAACGUUGAGGUUUUUAUGGGUGGGUUGAAGGCAUUUUUUGAUUAUUUACUCUAAUUCAGUCAACAUUUUCAAGCACUCCAUGAUCCAGUUGUUUUUAAAGUCCUAUUUUCAUCAUCUUGUCAAUAAUAAAAUCUGUUUGUCUGAA